Eriocheir sinensis (Chinese mitten crab) is the source of this 964-nucleotide messenger RNA. RefSeq names its product cuticle protein 19-like. Bases 69 to 476 code for a protein of 135 amino acids. The transcript is spliced from 3 exons. Lineage: Eukaryota; Metazoa; Arthropoda; Malacostraca; Decapoda; Varunidae. The record is from RefSeq and is a predicted model, not a curated record. Gene Ontology annotation, cellular component: extracellular matrix.
GCACAGCAAUAAAAGGCGGCGCGUCCCUCCUCGGUCAUCAGUUUGAGAUCUUCUUCAGCCACAGAAACAUGUCUCUCAAGGUCGUCCUGCUGUCCGCCUUUGUGGCCGCCUCCCUCGCUCGCCCCGACAACACCCCACCCUCUUACGGUCCCCCCGCCCCAUCUUACCACGCCCCCGCCCCCACCUACCACGCCCCCGCCGGCGAGGCGCCGCCCAAGUACGACUUCAACUACGCCGUCAAGGACGAAUACUCGAGUAACGACUUCGGUGCCCAGGAGGCCCGCGACGGCUACGACACCCAGGGCUCCUACUACGUCCUCCUCCCCGACGGCCGCCUCCAGCGCGUCUCCUACACCGUCAACGGCGACUCCGGCUUCGUGGCCGAGGUCACAUAUGAGGGUGAGGCCCAGUACCCCCAGCAGAGCUACGGCGCCCCAGCCCCCUCCUACGGCAAACCCGCUCCCUCCUACCAGUAAUGUUCGAGCAAAGCUACGGUCCCUCCCUGACCCCAUCCUGUUGAGCCUAGACUGCUUUCUAGGGCAUCCAUGUCCCUCCUAAGCCACCCCACCCCUCUUAUAGGGCGGCUCCUAUCUUCCAGCCACCUGGCGACCCUAUGGUUUCAUUUGUGACGGCUAUUUAUUAAAUGAAAUAUGAUCUCUGUUUAGUCUUUCUUUACUCUCCAUGUUAUUAAGGAACACACGAAACACGUUGAGGCCGAAGUCAAACCACAUCCAGUGAGGCUUAAGGACGUGUCCGGCAUGUGGAUCCAGCAGGAAUGUUGGUGGCCCGGGUGUUGUGGACCUGCGGCGGGACAUUGGCAGUAGAGUCGCACGAACACUAUAAUAUUUACUUUUUGUAUCACUGCAGUAUGAUCCACUCAGCUGAUAGACAAUACGUUUAACGAAUAGUAAAUGUCCUUCUAUUUCAUUAUGUUUCAUAAGACCAAUUAACCAAUGAAAAUGCU